Messenger RNA from Topomyia yanbarensis, 756 nucleotides. RefSeq lists its product as uncharacterized. NCBI's taxonomy places the organism in Eukaryota, Metazoa, Arthropoda, Insecta, Diptera, Culicidae. Bases 52 to 564 code for a protein of 170 amino acids. The transcript has 2 exons. The record is from RefSeq and is a predicted model, not a curated record.
UGAAUUCAAACCUUCCUUUGCUUAACUUGUGUAAUUUACAGCCGUUCCAAAAUGUUGUAUAGAACACUAGUGUUGACACUAAUUCUCAGUUACCUGUGCACUUUCAACUUGUCACACGGAUGGAUUAUCACUCGGGCUAUUGAUGCUCAAAAAGCUCUGAUUGCGCGUGAGGAAGCCCUCUUUGAGCAGGCAAAGACAGCAGUUAAAGACAGAACCGAUAACGCUGUAAACUCUGUCAAGGAAGGCUUACUGAAUGUGGCCGAACAGAUACAUUACUAUGUAACGUUUCCAGUUCGCUUAGGCGAUCAAGUUAUGCAGCGAUCCAGAGGUAUGCUGGACAACGCUCGAACCAUUGUUCGGCAUUAUAUAUCCACUAAUCCAAUACCGCAAUCUACGGGAACUGAUCGAGGAUGGCAAGAAAAAAAUAAUGCAACGAUUCUGCAGAGGAUACAGGAACAGCUUUCUGACGCGCCUAUUUUGAGGAUAGCACUCAACACAUCAUCAGAUGCGCUUUCCGAAGAGCGUUCCUAUGGAGUUAUUACCAAUAAUACUGGUGCAGAUUGAGAUACGGAGAUUAAGAGAUAAUGCUAAUUGCGUGAAGAAACUGCUGCGGCCCUAUUCUCACAGUCACGUCACCUAUUUAAUUCUAACCGCUAGGUGACGUAACUGUGACAAUAUAAUAUAUUUGUGUAAUUUCGUGCUAUACCGUAGUCAAUUUAUAGUAAUGCUAAUAAUAAUCGAUUCGAGCUACUAAUA